Triticum aestivum (bread wheat) is the source of this 1953-nucleotide messenger RNA. RefSeq names its product probable pectinesterase 8. The record is from RefSeq and is a predicted model, not a curated record. NCBI's taxonomy places the organism in Eukaryota, Viridiplantae, Streptophyta, Magnoliopsida, Poales, Poaceae. The transcript is spliced from 4 exons. The coding region runs from base 429 to 1784 and encodes 451 amino acids. Gene Ontology annotation, molecular function: pectinesterase activity. Gene Ontology annotation, biological process: cell wall modification; pectin catabolic process.
CUUGUGAUGGUGACGUGCUAUUUCUUUGGUUUACAUCUUAUUGGGAUUAAGGUAACAAAACCUUUUUGCCGACCUCACAGUUGGUCUUAUCUUUUUCUUUCUUCUGUUUAUAUGGUUAACCGCGGAUGUCAAAACUACUUGAAUAUAUUCAUCUUGUUAUCUGUUGUCCGAAAGAGAUUAUCAUCCUCACACCUCUUUCGCAUGAUCUCAUGGUUUCCUCUUUUGGAUAUGGGCAUUUGCUAAUUGUCGCGGCGAACCAACCUUUGAAGCAACUACUUGAUCAGAUAAUGCCUGGAUUCUGACAGUGACAUGAACCUACCUUUUCAUUUCAGGAAAUGCUUCAUUGUUUAGAUGAUAGCUGUUCCUGUGGGCUACUGGCUUGUGCGGCGUCUCAAGCUUGAAGAAAGGAUAUCGGUUGUUUGCAAGGCAUGCAAUUUAGGCUGCUUCUUAAAGCGCAUUUGAUCCUGUUAAAAUGCCCUCUCAGACCCAUCUCAUAUUCCGAAGCAACAGUGAGACUUCCAGCCAUACAAAUGAGCGCCAAAGCCAUCUCCCUCUAUUGCUGUAUACCUGCUGCAUUUCUGCUCUUCUUUGCCCAUCUCAAUAACCCAACCACUUCAUUCCUUCGAGCUCUGCUUGAUCUUGCAACACCACCCCUAACAUUUAAUUUGCUUACUGUUCAUUAUUUUUCUAACUAUCAUCGCCAUCUUGGUUCGUAUAACCCGCUCUGUGAUGAUUUCCCGCCAGACUUCCCACCGCCUAACACCGCAGCAACAUCGAUCUUCUGUGUCGACCCCAACGGCUGCUGCGACUUCACCACAGUGCAGUCCGCGGUUGAUGCUGUGCCAAGAUCCAGCCAAAAGAGGAACGUUGUGUGGAUCAACAAGGGCAUCUAUUUUGAGAAAGUAACAGUCCCUGCUACAAAGCCCAACAUCACAUUCCAGGGGCAGGGAUUUGAUCUGACGGCAAUCAUGUGGAACGACACCGCCAACUCAUCACAUGGAACCUUCUACAGCGCUUCGGUUUCUGUUUUCGCAGCCGGCUUUGUCGCAAAGAACAUCAGCUUCAUUAAUGUAGCACCAAUUCCAAGACCCGGAGAUGUUGGUGCUCAGGCAGUCGCUCUGAGGAUCGGCAGUGACCAGGCGGCAUUCUGGGGCUGCGGCUUCUUUGGGGCACAAGAUACACUGCACGAUGAUCGGGGCCGGCAUUACUUCAAGGAAUGUUUCAUUCAGGGCUCCAUCGACUUCAUCUUCGGAGAUGCUAGGUCACUCUAUGAGAACUGCAGAUUGAUUUCGAUAGCAGAUCCUGUGCCUGCAGGGGUGAGAUCCAUCACUGGUUCAGUUACUGCGCAUGCCCGGGAAUCCAACUUAGAAAACACCGGCUAUUCAUUUGUCGACUGCAGCAUCGGCGGCACCGGGUGGAUAUGGCUUGGGCGAGCGUGGAGACCUUACUCCCGUGUUGUAUUUGCAUACACUUCGAUGUCAAAUAUCAUCGCCUCCGAUGGAUGGAAUGAUUGGAGUGAUCCUUCAAGAGAUCAGUAUGUCUCUCCUGCACUGCUAGUGUUUUCUGGAAUCAAUUCAGAAUGCACGCUAAGUUCGAUGAUUUCCAUUGCCAGGAGUGUGUUUUAUGGAGAGUACAAGUGUACAGGCGAUGGCGCACACCUGGCGGGCAGAGUGCCGUACGCUCUUGAGCUCAGCGACCUGCAAGCAUUGCCUUACUUGAACACAUCUUUUAUUGACGGUGACCUAUGGCUGAAACCAUACUACGACUCACUAAUAUCUGCAUGAAGACAUAAAUUCCCAGUUUAAAGUUAUCCAGCAUUAUAUCACAGACAAGCAAAAGGAACAAGUUAGCACAAAUCCAUUUGUUGGAUUCUCUCACAUACCAUAUAGUACACUAAAUCACCUGUGAAAAGUACGUCAUUUGGAAUUUCAGAAAUAUAUUGAUUUCAACAAA